ACUUGAUUUCCGCGCUCUAUUUGUAACAGGAAUGGAAAGGAGACCAUCACAUUUCUAAUAAGGUGUGUUGGUUGGAAGCAGCAUGUCAUUCGGGGGUUUCGCCUUUGGAACCCAAAAAACUACAGCUGGGGCCCCUGCAGUCUCUGGGUUUGGACUGCAGGUGAGCACUGCAGGAGCUGGAGCUGGAGCUGGAGGAGGAGGAGGAGGAGGAGGAUUCCCUUUUGGCACUACUAGUCAGCCCCCAGCGCAGCCCCCAGCGCAGCCCCCUGGUUCCUCCUCCAGCUUCCUCGGACUUCUUAAUCAACAACCCGCCACAAGCAACGGUGUCACACAAGGUGGAUUCAGCUUUGGAACUCCAGCACAGAGCAGCUCUGCUGCAUCUGGCUUUGCGUUUGGCGGCACCUCCUCCACCCCUAAACUGGGCCUGGGUCUGCCCACGAGCUCUCAGCCUGCCGCCGCCGCCCCCCCCACCCUGGGCACGCAGGCCACGGCAGCCCCUGGCUCAGGCUUCACGUUUGGAGCUCUGUCAACACAGGCCCCGGCCCCGGCCCCGGCCGCGGCCCAGCCGUCUGGGGGGGUGUUCAGUUUUGGAACGCCCAAGGUGCAGGCCACAGCGGCCGCCCCAGCACAGCCCACCGCCACGCUGUCUCUGGGAGCCCAGUCCACCGGUCUAGGCUCCACUGCAGCGGUGUCAACAGCCUCUGCUACAACUCAAGGUUUCAGCUUUGGGAUUAAAACCGCAGCUCCCCCUGCACCUGCCACCAGCGCUCCUGCUAGUCAGGCCAGCUCUGUCCCAGGAUCCUCUCUGUUCGCCAUGCCCGUAACCUCGACUCCUGCGUCAGGCUUCACCUUGGGCGGGUCAACGAUAUCUGCAACUCCUGCGACCACUUCAGCCAGCGCUCCCACAGCCCUGCCAAUCAAACCUCAGGGAACGAUCACCACCAGUGCUGCCACUACAGCUGCAGCCACGACUGCGGCUACCACAGCGUUCUCUCUCGGCAGCCUGAAGGCUCCAGCCCCCACAGCCCUAACGACAACUAUCGCCCCGAUCUCCACGGCAACCACCACAACCAGCGCUGCGCCGGUCAUGUCCUACGCCCAGCUGGAGGCUCUGAUCAAUAAGUGGAGUUCGGAGCUGGAGGAUCAGGAGAGACACUUCCUGCAGCAGGCCACCCAGGUCAACGCCUGGGACCGCAUGCUGGUGGAGAACGGAGACAAGAUCACGGCCCUGCAUAAAGACAUGGAGAAGGUCAAACUAGACCAGAGAAGGCUGGAUCAGGAGCUGGACUUCAUUCUGUCCCAGCAGAAGGAACUGGAGGAUCUCCUGGGCCCGUUAGAGGAGUCUGUGAAGGAGCAAAGUGGAUCCAUCUACAUGCAGAACGCAGACGAGGAGAGAGAGAGGACGUACAAGCUGGCUGAGAAUGUGGACGCCCAGCUCAAGAGGAUGUCCCAGGAUCUGAAGGAAAUCAUCGAGCACCUGAAUACAUCCAGUGGUCCACCUGACACCACUGACCCGCUACAGCAGAUCUGCAAAAUCCUUAAUGCACACAUGGACUCACUCCAGUGGGUGGAACAGAACUCAGUUCUCCUACAGAGGCGUGUGGAGGAGGUGUCGAAACUGUGUGAGAGCCGCAGCAAAGAGCAAGAGAAGAGCUUUCGUCUUCAUUUCCAGUAACCGAGGAGGAGGGGGGGGGAAACAAACAAAGAAUUGACUUUUCUUUUGGGUUAAAAUGGCUAUUGUUUGGUAAUUCAUAGUGUAAUAAUAAAGAUGUGUACUUUUUAACCAA
Messenger RNA from Chanos chanos (milkfish), 1787 nucleotides. It is a transcript of the gene nup62l, whose product is annotated as nucleoporin 62 like. The record is from RefSeq and is a predicted model, not a curated record. Gene Ontology annotation, molecular function: phospholipid binding; structural constituent of nuclear pore. Gene Ontology annotation, biological process: RNA export from nucleus; protein import into nucleus. NCBI's taxonomy places the organism in Eukaryota, Metazoa, Chordata, Actinopteri, Gonorynchiformes, Chanidae. Gene Ontology annotation, cellular component: nuclear pore; nuclear pore central transport channel. The transcript has 13 exons. The coding region runs from base 83 to 1675 and encodes 530 amino acids.